GCGCCCAGAGGAGCGACCGACGGAUGCUGCGGGGGCUGACAGGAGGCAAAGAUGGCGGACUUUGAUGACAUGGAUGAUUUCAACGACCACGCGGUGCAAGGGAAACCCAUUAAGGCCUUCAAGAAUGGCCACUUCGACAACCCGAAAGUGCUAUUCGUGCAGCACCAUUGGACUUGGGAUGAGUUCCUGUGUGCAGCUUCUCAGCGUCUGGAGAUGGUCCCUAUGGUCUCAAGAGUGUUUAACGCCGAUGGGGCCGAGAUUGACGACAUAAUGUGCAUUGAGGAGAACGACAUGCUGUUCUUUUCGACAGGGAGGUCCUUUAAGGCCCCAAAUUCAAGAGGGGAAGACUCACAGAACAGCAGCGAUGAGAAGGUUGCCAACGUCGUUGGAGGGUACAAGGUUACAACGCUGCUGGGUCGAGGAGGUUUUGGUGAAGUGCGACUGGGAGUACACCAGCUCACGAACGAUAAAGUGGCGCUCAAGUUCAUUCUGAAAAGCGAAAUGGGGUCGUUGGGAGACGUUGAGCGCACAACAACGGAGAUUCAGUGUCUGACAGCACUGAAUCACCCAAGUAUCAUCAAGCUACUGCGUGUUAUCAACGAACCCAAUCAUAUUGUCCUUGUAUUCGAGCUGUUGGAAGGUGGUGACCUAUUUCACUACAUCAAGCAGUUCCCAGGCGGGUUGUCGGAAGAGGAUGGCGUGGGGCUAUUCUCACAAAUUCUUGGUGGCGUCGGAUACGCCCAUAAUCAACACAUUUGCCACCGUGACCUCAAGCUAGAAAACAUCUUGCUUACUAAUAAAAACGACAUUUCAACAUCCAAGAUCGCAGAUUUCGGUCUAAGCGAUUUUUACAAACCUGGUGCUAUGAUGAAAACGAGCUGCGGGUCCAUUUCGUACCUGGCACCGGAAGUAUUUCGCGGGACUUCCAACGCCGGCCCUCCGCUCGAUGUUUGGAGUCUUGGUGUAAUAUUGUUUGCGAUCGUGUGUGGUCGACUGCCCUUCGAAGGCCCCGAUCUCCAAGGGACCAACCGACCUCGUGAAAAUGUCAUCCGAAAUCGCAUCAUGCGAUGUCAGUUUAAGUUGGAUGCGGAUUUAAGUCCUGCACUGACCGAUCUCGUGAUUCGAAUGCUCAAGCCUGAUCCAAAUGAGCGAGCUACCAUUCCUGAGCUUUUUAGCCACCCUUGGGUGCGUGGCAUUACUGGAUCAUCUGGUUGUCUGCCAACUGCAUUCGCAAGCGCAUCCUUACAAGACAAUGUAGACGACGACGACGAUGAUGACGGGAGCUUUGCCAUCACGUAUACACCUGCAUCUCCUUCCUCAAUUGCAACCAAGACAAAUGGCGAAGACAACGGAACUUCUAGUGGAACACCAACCGGGGGGCGGAUACGCGCUGGACGAAUUAUGGACCACCCACUUCAACAUAAAGAGACAAUAAGAGCGGAGAAACACUCACCGCGCCCAACUGGAUCUGGAAGUGCUGGGAUGAUGAACACACCCAUGCCCAUAGCGUUGAGCCCGAAUCAUCCUGUCACAUUCAAACGGUAUGCUUCGUCGACAGGUAAUACUCGCUCAAGACCUCGCCAAGCUGUUUCAUCCCCCACCAGUGGCUCAAGUAGUAGUGUUUUUAGCAACGGAAGUGACAAAACUCACGCGGAGCGAGCUCCAGCUCAUCCCGGAGACUCUGAUCGAUUGCCAGUAGCACAUCACAAACACCCAAGACGACGAUCCGAUAACGUUGACGAUACGAUAGGCAGGAAGCACCACAGUCACCCAGAACCUUCAGCAGCGAGCGAUUAA
Messenger RNA from Phytophthora infestans T30-4, 1797 nucleotides. RefSeq names its product protein kinase, putative. Gene Ontology annotation, biological process: protein phosphorylation; intracellular signal transduction. Gene Ontology annotation, cellular component: cytoplasm. The transcript is spliced from 8 exons. Gene Ontology annotation, molecular function: ATP binding; protein serine/threonine kinase activity. NCBI's taxonomy places the organism in Eukaryota, Oomycota, Peronosporomycetes, Peronosporales, Peronosporaceae. The record is from RefSeq and is a predicted model, not a curated record. The coding region runs from base 52 to 1797 and encodes 581 amino acids.